Molecule: messenger RNA, 1731 nt
Organism: Penicillium malachiteum
Lineage: Eukaryota; Fungi; Ascomycota; Eurotiomycetes; Eurotiales; Aspergillaceae
Product: RCC1 domain-containing protein
Exons: 1
Coding region: 1-1731 (576 amino acids)
Biological process (GO): mitochondrial respiratory chain complex III assembly
Cellular component (GO): mitochondrial inner membrane
Source: RefSeq, a predicted model, not a curated record
AUGCUGGCAACUCGAGCACGUCAAUCCACAGCCCAGGCUGCCCGUCAGCUCCGUCCCUCCACCCUCGCGACCCGUCGAACUCUCAAUGCGCCAUGUCGUCGAUUAGCAAGCGGUAAAUCACGAAGCUCGAACCCUUCAGGAAGCUGGAUCGGCAAAUCACUGGGAGUGGCAGUUGCAGGUACUGCUGGAUUUCUCGGCUAUUCCUACCUGACCGGCGAUUGGAAAGAAGCAUGGAUCGAGAGCCAGACACUGAAGAAGGAGAUCAUUGAUGUCAACGACCUGCGCGCUCAGUUUAUUCAAGAAAAGCGAAGCCUUAGGACCCCCGGUGUCUACACUUGGGGCUCAAAUGAAUUUAAGGUCGCCGACCCAGGAUCGAAAGACGCCGAUGUCAAAACGCCCCGACGAUUCAGGUAUUUCAACAAACAGGUACUGCGAGACUUCAAAGUCGAUGAGAAGUCUGGCGCUGCGAUUACGGAGAACGGAGACCUUGUGCAGUGGGGAAAGGGAUUCUCAGAGACCGAAUACAAGCCUACCAAGACUCUGACAGGCAAGAACUUGGCGUCGCUUGCUCUGUCUGAGAGUCGCAUUAUUGCUCUAUCCUCAGACGGCAGUGUCUACUCGUUGCCUCUUUCCAAGUCUGAACAGGCAUCCGGUCCAAAGGCUCGCGAGGGCUCUUGGGUACCAUUUUGGGGAGGAAACUCCACUUUGAGCUACCGUAUUUUGAAGCCGAAGCUGGGCCUUGGCGAGAAGGUCACUACUAUCUGUGGUGGUCAAGAGCAUGUUGUGAUGCUUACAAGCUCUGGACGCGUGUUUACCGCUGCUUCGUCUACUGAGAACUAUCCUACUCUUGGCCAACUGGGUGUGCCUGGCCUGACUUGGUCCACUCGACCCAGCGGUCCUGCAGAUGCAUGCCAUGAGAUCACAUCACUCAAGGGAUCCAAAGUGACACAGAUUGCCUCGGGUGAUUACCACGCACUAGCAUUGACCAAUGAUGGUCGCCUGUUCGCUUGGGGAGAUAACUCUUUUGGCCAGCUGGGAGUUGAAUUCACUCCAGAGGAGCCCUCCAAGGAUACUCCCUUUGUCGUGCCCGUGGAGAAGUAUUACCGAAAGCAGUUCUACGCUCCAACAAUCACUAGUGUCGCUGCUGGUGGUGCCACCACUUUCUUUAAUGUCGAUUCCAAGCGAAUUCUCGGACGCGACGAAGAAGCGUCCAGUGUUCGUGACCUUGGCAGCGUGACUGCCGAUACAUGGUCUUGUGGCCGGGGUAUCUGGGGCACCUUGGGAACCGGCAGAUGGAUCCACAUCCAAGACUCGCUCAGCAAAGUAAAGGACCUGAGUGGAUUAGGCGAGUACGACGAGAAGACCAAGCAAAUGACACCCAUUCAUUUGCGCAACGUGUCUGUUGGCACGACCCAUGUCGCGGCUGUACUGGACAAUAAGACCAGCAUCAAUGGCAAGAAUAAAAACUCCCUAGACAAGUCAUCGGACUUCGGUUAUGAGGUCUUCUGGUGGGGCGGUAACGAGCACUUCCAACUUGGAACUGGUAAACGCAGCAACCAGUGCCGACCAAGCUACAUCAAGGCUCCCUCGGAGUAUGCUAAGAAGCCUGAGCCAGAGGCUCGACUCCAGCUGAUGCCCCGACACAAGGGACGUGUUGACAAGCGCACUGUGACUAUGGAGCAGCGUGUCGAGUGUGGUCGCAAUGUCUCUGCUAUCUAUUCAGCGGUUUGA